GGUGCCGUACGGCGGCCUCGUGUCAGAGAUGCCCACGCUGGAGGAGAUGGCUCAAGUGGUGCACGUGCAGGGACAGCGGCCCACCUUGAGUCCCCAUUGGCUGUCGCACCCGAUUCUGAUCGACUUUGCUCGCACCAUGACCAAGUGCUGGACGGCCGCUGCGCAUCUCAGGCCAAGUGCCAACGAGGCCCUCAGCGCCAUAAACGUCUUGAAGCUCAGAAGCGGCGUGCAGUCGCCAGCGCCGAGCCCCUCCGCGUGACGAGCCGGUUGCGGAAAGAAAAUGAAAAACAGCGGAACUCCGUUCCAAUCCCCGUUGAUGUUGAGCGCUUGCGCGCAGGCUUUGGAUCGAUUGCGCUGGCGCGGGGCACCCCCGGACGAUGGGAGGAAAGGGCCGCGUGGUUCCAUUGAUCUACGGGGGAAAUAUAAUCGCGGAUUUUGCAGGAGAAUCGCGGCACGUGGCCAGCGGCCAAAGCAAUCCACGGUAAAUUCGCGGAUUGCAAGGUUGCGGUUGUUUUUGUAACCAGCAAACGGCGCAAAUCUGCCGGAUGAUUUAGGCUUGAGAUUAAAGUGAAAAAAAAAUGUAUCGCCUCAACAAAUCACGUGAGCACAGCUCGUCUGCUUUACACAAACCAACAAUGAGAUUGAUCAUCGUAAACUUGACCUCUGCGGUCCCCCUGCAGCUCAA
This is a messenger RNA of Lethenteron reissneri (Far Eastern brook lamprey), 685 nucleotides long. Its product is annotated as activin receptor type-2B-like. The record is from RefSeq and is a predicted model, not a curated record. Lineage: Eukaryota; Metazoa; Chordata; Hyperoartia; Petromyzontiformes; Petromyzontidae.